GAGAUGACCUGUGAUUGUUAGGAUCAUCUACAUCUAGACGGCACAUGGAGAGUGGAGAGACAAGCAUACACAAACACCCCCAAUAUCAAAUAAGAGAACCUUUGGCUUGGGAGUCGAAGAUACGGGUGCCAUGGCGUCGAUUUCGUCAAGGAUGUAUUCGACGGGAAUCUCUUCUGGUUCCAUUUGCAACUAUCAGGAGUUUACAAGACAAACCGCUGACUGAUUAUGUAUGGACAGGCAUCACCGACCACACCUACCCUUUGACAACACCGGCAUGGAAGCUGAAAGCCGGAGCCGACGAAGUGAACCUCGGCUUCGGUCUGGGGUUGGGUUUGGAGAACAGAUGACAUAAGCGGACUUGGAUGGAAGGGCUGAACUGCGCCCAGGGUUAGGGUCCCAAGCCCCUUAUGGCCUGCCCCACCUUCGUCACCCAACGCAGUUUCGCACACGCCCUACUCUGGAAAGCUGUGGGGCCAAAUUUUGCGCCCACAAAUGCUUGCCGUCGUGGAAUAAUCCAACCUCCCCUCCCACUUGUCGACAAACCCCGAGCCCUGUGAGUAUCGCAUCGCCCAGCGAAACAACAGUCAAAAUGGCCUUCCACAAGCUUGUGAAGAACAGCGCGUACUACAGCCGCUUCCAGACCAAGUACAAGCGCAGAAGAGAGGGAAAGACCGACUACUAUGCUCGCAAGCGCCUGAUCACCCAAGCCAAGAACAAGUACAACGCCCCCAAGUACAGACUCGUUGUCCGCUUCUCCAACCGCGACAUCAUCACCCAGAUCGUCACCUCUGAGAUCACCGGUGACAAGAUCUUCGCUGCCGCCUACUCCCACGAGCUCCGCGCCUAUGGCAUCGAGCACGGUCUUACCAACUGGGCCGCUGCCUACGCCACUGGUCUCCUCCUCGCCCGCCGCGUCUUGAAGAAGCUCGGCCUCGAUGAGCAGUUCGCCGGUGUUGAGGAGGCCGAUGGUGAGUACACUCUCACCGAGGCCACCGAGACCGACGAUGGUGAGCGCCGCCCCUUCAAGGCCUUCCUUGAUGUCGGUCUCUCCCGCACCUCCACCGGUGCCCGUGUCUUCGGUGUCAUGAAGGGUGCCUCCGACGGUGGUAUCCUCGUCCCCCACUCCGAGAACCGCUUCCCCGGUUUCGACAUGGAGUCCGAGGAGCUCGAUGCCGAGACCCUCAAGAAGUACAUCUUCGGCGGUCACGUCGCUGAGUACAUGGAGACCCUCGCCGACGACGAUGAGGAGCGCUACAAGGGUCAGUUCGUCAAGUACAUCGAGGACGACCUUGAGGCCGACUCCCUCGAGGACCUCUAUGCCGAGGCCCACAAGGCUAUCCGCGAGGACCCCUUCAAGAAGUACGAGUCCGACGCGCCCAAGAAGACCAAGGAGGAGUGGAAGGCCGAGUCCAAGAAGUACCGCCAGUCCAAGCUCACCCACGAGCAGCGCAAGGCUGGUGUCCAGGAGCGCAUUGCCGCCCUUCUUCAGGAAUAA
Molecule: messenger RNA, 1495 nt
Organism: Podospora pseudocomata
Lineage: Eukaryota; Fungi; Ascomycota; Sordariomycetes; Sordariales; Podosporaceae
Gene: RPL5
Product: 60S ribosomal protein L5
Exons: 3
Coding region: 590-1495 (301 amino acids)
Biological process (GO): translation; ribosomal large subunit assembly
Cellular component (GO): ribosome; cytosolic large ribosomal subunit
Molecular function (GO): 5S rRNA binding; structural constituent of ribosome
Source: RefSeq, a predicted model, not a curated record